Molecule: messenger RNA, 6447 nt
Organism: Betta splendens (Siamese fighting fish)
Lineage: Eukaryota; Metazoa; Chordata; Actinopteri; Anabantiformes; Osphronemidae
Product: ubiquitin carboxyl-terminal hydrolase 31-like
Exons: 16
Coding region: 1170-5072 (1300 amino acids)
Biological process (GO): protein deubiquitination
Molecular function (GO): cysteine-type deubiquitinase activity
Source: RefSeq, a predicted model, not a curated record
UUAAUUUUAUCCCCAUGACAUUAAAUUGGCAGCUACUAAUAUAAGUGUCAGAUUUUAAAAAUAAAUCUACAUUUAGACAGACGGUACAAUGAGACCCACAUCCUACUGUAUGUUUAUGUAAUACUUAUAUUGACUAUAAAGACUUAAAUGGCUGACGUUUCAUAUUUCCCUCUAAAAAUAAAUCGUAGUGUCCGCGUUUUCCUGCUUCUUGCUCCUUCGUCGUUGCUGCCCGACUGGCGCUCGUCGGAGUCCAUGCUGUGCCGAGAUGGAGCAUCAUCCAGCAUCACAUGCCGCUGUACCUGCUCUCCUCCAACAUGGACCAGUGUUUGGCCCUGACGUCAGCCGUCACCGCCCUGCCCGCAGUAUCCGUGCCCACAGACGACGAUGGAGACGGCAGCGGCGGCCUCUCCGCGGAUCUCGGCCGCGGCGGGCCACUGAGGCGCGCGGACACGGACGCGGACCGCCGGGGACGUUUCGGAUGGGUACACGGACACCGUUUACACCAGGCUCACGACGAGAUGCUCCGCGGCAGCGAGGCGCGCGGGAGCGGCGUGCCGCGCCGCUCCGGUGCGGGGCUCCCUCGCCUUGGCACGGCUCCGGCGAGCGCGCUCGCGGCGGACGCGAUUUAGGAAAAGGCUGUGCAAACAUCACCAGCCCGUCGGAACCGAGCGGCUCCGUGGGUUCAACGACGACGGGUAAAGGACGCCUUUAAACGGGUGGAGCUGCGGUUUCUUUAAUAAAUGAUGAGGAAUCCCGCUCGUCACGCUCGCGCGGACAGAUUUAGCGUUGACGCGUAGCCGCUCUCGAUGCCGCUCGCGGCGUAGCGCCGUGUUUUCGCCGCUGAGCACCGACCCGGGUGAUGAUGCUUCCCACCGGCGGCUGCAGAUGAUGGCCGCCGGCCGGUGCGGGACCAGCCCAGGCAUCCGUGUAAAGCGCCCCGAUCGCGGCUCCCCGCGGACGCCGUUUACGCAAUCCGACGCAGUGUCGCAAGUGGGCCGAUCCGCCUCGAACCCCGCUGCCCCCGUGUGAUAUGAUCCCCAGAACUGCCCGGCCCGUAGGUUUCUGUGAGAUGAUGCCCAGGCCCCGUGUGAAGCGGCGGCCGUGAGGCGCCGCGCCGAGCCGCGGCCCCCUCUCUGCAAUUAAGAGAAUUAAACGCCAGAGAAGCGACCAUGUCGAAAGUUGUCAGUAACAAGGAGAAGAAGUCCUUCAGCAAGAAGCUCUUCCGGAGGAGCUCGGUCCGCUCCGUGGGGAGCUUCAUGAACAGAGUUCUCCGGACUUUGUCCACGCUGUCUCACUUCGGCACCGACGAGCAGGCGGCCGAGGACGAGACGGACGACGCCUCCCUCGCCGCCGCCACCACCGGCGGCUCGGUCCAGUCGGACGACAGCGACUGCGGCGGGUUCCCGUUCGGCGACAAGGUGCCCGGCGUCACCGGGCUCAAGAACCACGGCAACACCUGCUUCAUGAACGCCAUCCUGCAGUGCCUGAGCAACACGGAGCUCUUCGCCGAGUACCUGGCGCUGGAGCAGUUCAAGGGGGCCGAGGGCGCCGGCACCAACGACAAGGCCCGGUCCAACGGGGUGCUGCUGGUGCAGAAGAGGGCGAGUCAGCAGCAGGACGCGGGGGAGGUGACGGAGCAGCUGUCCGGCCUGGUUCGGGCGCUCUGGACCUUUGAGUACACGCCUCAGCACAGCAGAGACUUCAAGAACGUGGUGUCGAAGAGCGCCCUUCAGUUCAGGGGGAACUCCCAGCACGACGCCCAGGAGUUCCUCCUCUGGCUGCUGGAUCGAGUCCACGAAGACCUGAACCACAUCAUCCACCCUGAAAGCGGACCUCCGCGGAAGCCUCCAGUAGAAGAAGAGAAUCCCCCUGAAGGGUCACCACUACCAGCACCUGGCUCUUUUGUACAGGAGCUGUUUCAGGCACAAUACAGGUCCUCCUUGACCUGCCCUCACUGCCAGAAACAGAGCAACACCUUCGAUCCUUUCCUCUGCAUCUCACUGCCAAUCCCAGUACCUCACACACGGCCGCUGUAUGUGACAGUGGUGUACCAAGGGAAGUGCUCUCACUGUAUGAGAGUCGGCGUGGCGGUGCCGCUGUCCGGCACCGUGUCCAGGCUGAGGCAAGCUGUGGCCCAAGAGACCAAAAUCCCCGCCCAACAGAUCGUCCUCACCGAGAUGUACUACGACGGCUUCCAUCGCUCCUUCUGCGACGACGACGACGACCUCGAGAUCAUCCAGGAGAGCGACUCCAUCUUCGCCUUUGAGACGCCGGAGCUGUUCAGGCCCGAGCAGAUCCGAUCCAAGCGAGGCGGAAGCCCGCAUGCAAAUCUCAACCAGAACAACCUGAAGUACGGCACAGACAACAACAGGAUACCGACGCAAAUUCAAGAGCCCACGACUCCGCCUCAGAGUCCCAAUAAGAACAGUGGGCAGGCAGAGAAGAUCGUGCUGCUGGUGUGUAACCGAGCCUGUGCGGGGCAGCAAGGACGCAGGUUUGGGAACCCGUUCAUCCUGUACCUGGAGCGCACGGUCACGUGGGACGUGCUUCAGAAAGAGAUCCUGGAGAAGAUGCGGCAUCUUCUGCGCCCGGGAGUCUUUGUGCAGGUAGGACCCUUCACUCUGCGCGUGGUGGGAGUCGUGGGAAUCACGUAUCUCCUGCCUCAGGAGGAGCAGCCGCUCUGCCAUCCGUCUGUGGAGAGAGCAUUCAAGUCAUGUGGACCUGGGGGACCACCACAUGUCAAAAUAGUGGUUGAAUGGGACAAGGAGACAAAGGACUAUCUGUUCAAAAGGACUGAGGACGAAUACAUCCCAGACGCCGAGAGUGUGCGUCAGGCGAAGGAGCAGCACCUGCAGCCUCAGACCUGCUCGCUUGCACAGUGCUUCCAGCUCUACACCAAAGAGGAACAGCUGGCGCCCGACGACGCCUGGCGAUGUCCGCACUGCAAGCAGCUUCAGCAGGGCAGCAUCAAGCUCAGCCUCUGGACGCUGCCGGACAUCCUCAUACUCCACCUGAAGCGCUUCAGACAGGACGGCGAUCGGCGGAUGAAGAUGCAGAACAUGGUGAAGUUCCCCCUGACGGGCAUGGACAUGGCGCCGCAUAUGGUGAAGAGAAGCCAGAGCAGCUGGAGUCUCCCGUCCCACUGGUCGCCAUGGAGACGGCCCUACGGGAUGGGCCGCGACCCCGAGGACUACCUCUAUGACCUGUACGCCGUGUGUAACCAUCAUGGCACCAUGCAGGGCGGACAUUACACAGCCUACUGUAAGAACUCCAUCGACGGGCAGUGGUAUUGCUUUGACGACAGCGACGUCCAUCCCAUAGCGGAGGACGAGGUCUGCAAACAGACCGGUUACAUCCUGUUCUACCAGAGGCGCGCCACCGUUCCGUCUUGGUCCGCUAACAGCUCUGUGGGGGGCUCCACCAGCUCCUCCCUGUGCGAGCACUGGAUCAGUCGGUUGAUGGGGAGCCGUCCUCCCAGCCAGGCCUCGUCCGGCUCCUCCAGACGCACCUCGCUGGCCUCCCUCUCCGAGUCUGCGGAGUUUGCCGGGGAGCGGAGCGAGGACGACGGCCUAUCGAGCCGCCCGGCCGUAAGAGGCUUGCAGCGGCAAAACUUCUCCUCCAGAUCGUCCAUCGCCAGCCCGCUUGUGCUCAGUGAAAAUGGCACCAAACCAUCCUGGUCCCACUCCGCCAAGCUGCAGCUCCGCUCCAACUCCCCCUCGCGCUUUUCCCUGGAGUCGCAUUCCUCCUCCUCGACGCUGGAGCGCAUAGGUGAGGUGGUGGAUAGCAAGCUGGCGGCCUCCUGCUUUGCUGCUUCACCUAAGCUGUCGGGGGGCAAGUCGGCCCUUGCAGCUUUGGAUGGUAAUCCGGGCAAUAAGAGGCUGAUAGAGCAGGUUCACUCCAAGGCUGUGGCCCAGGCGGAACAGAGGAGCUCCAUCCAGGUCGGGGAUAACAACAAUGCGGCCGGUGCUGCCGAGCAAGUCAGUCCCCGACACGGGGCGGCAGCAAAGGAGCUUAAACAAAGGAACGGGCUGACGGACGGCGUCGCUGUCAAAAAGACCUCCGCGAAGGCUGGGCUGGAGAGCGAGAGGAGUCCCAAGAAGCGUCCUGCCACCUCCUCAACGUCGUCCAGCUCUCUGUCUCCUGCCUCUCCAGCUGUGGACAAGUCCCCCUCUCGAGCGCAGACGAAAACUGCUGCGUCGGCAUCGAAUCCCAAAGACAAAAGCGACGGCCUUGUCAAACCUAGCAAGGCUGGAUCCUCAAAAACAGCGACGCCCUCCAAGAAAGGGCCAUCCCCGACCCCGGAUGUGUUACACCCCGACCCCGCGCAGCAGAGGAAGACUGGCUCCCCGGGUGUACAAAGUGCUCAUCCCCAGAGGAAGUCGUCGCCCAGGGUGGGAGGCGAGAGGCGGAGCACGAGCCGCGAAUCGUCACGGACGGGCGCGGCGUCGGAGAGGAAGUUGACCCACGGAGGCCCCCCGUCCAGGGCGGGGCCCGCUAGUAGGCUGGAGGCUCGGCCGGGUCGGGCUGCGGAGAACAGGACAGCGGGCCGGAGCUCCAGCAGCAGCUCCUCCAUGACCAGCCUGCGCUCCUCCAGUGUGGGCGGUCCCUCCUCCAGCGGGGCCCCGCCCCCGAGGGGCCCUCGACAGAACAGCAAGACGGACGACAAAGGCUUGUCCUUCUUCAAAACGGCCCUGAGGCCCAAAGACACGCGCAAGUCGGCCGACGGUGGGAAAGCGGCGGCGGGGGAGGCGAAAGCCGCCCCGGAGGACGUCGGCGCGGACGCCGCGAAGGAAGGAACAGAGCGGCACGGAGCGAGCAGGAAGAGCCAGGGGGCGGCGCCAGAGGCUCAAAGCGGCGCGAACGCAGCCAAAGACAAGGAGCCUUUGAGGGCGCCCGCCGCCGCUAAACACUCGCUGCUGCCGUCCAGCAGGUCCAGAGCCCCGGGAGGAGACGCAGCCGCCCAUGCCUCCGCCGGCGCUAAAGAGCCUUCGAAGAAGGAGCCUGCAAAAAAGACAAUGCAGUCCAGAAAGAUCCCCAUCAGCUCCACACAAACUAGCCAGAGGUCCAAGUGACAACGAAAAAGACCUGAUCCCAAUCUUUGUAGUGCAGCUCUGCGGUGUUUUUAUACCAUCGACACCUUUAAAGCACCUGUAGCUUCUCAGUGCCAGCUGCCACACUGGAAACCGUCCACGUUGUUAAAUAGUUACCCGGGAAUGGAACGGAACGAAGCACUUUGUAUGGACUGCAUUUUGAGGAGUAUUCUACUGUAUUGUACAUAAGCAUGGACUGCACACGUCUUGGAAUCAUCGCUUCGUUCCGUCUGUAGCGUAGUCGAGAGACGCCCACAGGAGGUGAACAUAAAUGUGACUUUGUACAAGGAGAUGGAUGAGGAAGAUCUAAUGGUGUAAAGAACCUUUUGUUAUAAACCCAACAUGGACCAUUCAGUCACCAAAGGAAGUUUACUGGCAGUUUUUAACAUGCUGAUGCAGUGCAACACUGAAUUAUUUCCAAAAAUCUUCACGUACAGCUCUCGUUCACUCCUGGGAGCAAUAUGUCAACAACAAACAUCAGUGCCUCAGAUAAUCAUAGUAAUCAAGUAUUUAAUCGAAAUUGUAUAACUGCAGGUGUUGGUAAAUUUAUACAGUAACUCAAUUUUAAUAUUUAUUAAGCACUGAAAAUGACAUUUUAUGUGAAACACAAUGACGCCUAUUUAACCUGAACUGCUGUCAAGGAUUUUGUCGUGGUACUUGUGCAACGAGCCUUUAAAGAAGACUUUUUGUACAGCCCCAAAACACGGAGAGGCCCGAGGAGAAGCAUGUUAGACGUCUGGACCCCCCCCCCCCCCCCCCCCCCCCCUUCGGUUUCACUAACCCGUGACGACCUGUCGCCACCUCCACCUCCAGCCGCUGACGCCAACGCUCUUCAGACUGCCAGACAUCACCUCCUAACAUUCCUCUCAGAUGGACACAGGGUCAAUGUAAAAAAAAGCCACCACGCACACAGGCGAUGCAUUCAAAGACGGGGGGGGGCUGGAGAGCGUCACGGUGCGUUUGAGCGAGCCCACCCUCUGUCUUCACGCGUGACAUCACCGCUCGUGCACAUCCUUAGCUUGCAUAGCAGAGUAGGUACCCACUGGAUGCACAGACAUCACCGACAUCACCGUUCAUGACGUACGUGACAGUCGUUGCAUGAUAAAUUGCUUAUGCAUGCACUUAACUAUGCAAGCAGAUUCUUGCUAAUGCCCACGAUGAGUAUGUAGAAGUGCUUCUCUUGGAUGUGUAUAUAUUUCUAACUGUAUAUUUUUUCAAAUGCCAGCAUCAGAGAGCAUGUGGAGGCAUCCUUUAUUAAAGCUUGGUUUGCACAUUACUUCAAAGUAAUAUACAUUUUGUAUGAAUGAUAAGUAUUGCUCAUUCAUCCUCAAAGUAAAUCAACUCACUUGCAAAUGAC